GGAGCCCACGUGUGUGUUUGUGUUUCACAUGGCGGCGCUCCUGCACAGGCUCCUGCGGGCCGAGCCUCGCGCCGUGGCCCUAGGCCACAGCGUGGGGCACCGGGAGGCCAGUCUGGGCCCGGAUUCCGGGGCCACGGUGAGAGUGCGCUUUGCUCCCAGCCCUACAGGCUUCUUGCACCUGGGUGGCCUCCGGACCGCUCUCUACAACUACAUCUUUGCCAAGAAGCACCAAGGGAGCUUCAUUCUGAGGCUGGAGGACACUGACCAGAGCCGACUGGUACCAAGGGCAGCAGAGAACAUUGAGGACAUGCUGGAGUGGGCAGGCAUCCCACCCGAUGAAAGUCCCCGUCGGGGUGGUCCUGCAGGGCCCUACAUCCAAUCACAGCGGCUGACACUGUAUGCCCAGGCCACAGAAGCAUUGCUGAAGUCUGGAGCUGCCUAUCCCUGUUUCUGUUCACCACAGAGGCUGGAGCUCCUGAAGAAUGAAGCCCUGAGGAACCGGCAGACACCACGGUAUGACAAUCGUUGCCGGAACCUGAGCCAGGCACAGGUGGCCCAGAAGUUGGCCGUGGACCCCAAGCCUGCUAUCCGCUUCCGCCUGGAGGAAGCAGCACCAGCCUUCCAGGACCUUGUAUAUGGCUGGACUCAGCAUGAAGUGGCCAGUGUAGAGGGGGAUCCAGUUAUCCUGAAGAGUGAUGGCUUUCCCACCUACCAUCUAGCCUGUGUGGUAGAUGACCACCACAUGAGCAUCAGCCAUGUGCUGCGGGGCUCUGAGUGGCUCGUCUCCACCUCUAAGCACCUGCUCCUCUACCAGGCCCUGGGCUGGAAGCCGCCUCAAUUUGCUCAUCUGCCCCUGCUCCUCAACAGGGAUGGUAGCAAGCUGUCUAAGAGACAAGGGGACAUUUUCCUGGAGCAUUUUGCUGCUGCUGGUUUUCUGCCUGAAGCCUUACUUGACAUCAUCACCAACUGUGGCUCAGGGUUUGCAGAGAACCAAAUGGGCAGGACCCUGCCGGAGCUGAUAACACAGUUUGACCUGACCCGGAUCACCUGCCACUCAGCCCUGCUGGACCUGGAGAAGCUCCCAGAGUUCAACAGGCUGCACCUGCAACGGCUGGUGAGCAGUGAGACCCAGAGGCCCCAGUUGGUGGAGAAGCUGCAGACCCUAGUAAAGGAGGCAUUUGGGAAUCAACUGCAAGACAAGGAUGUUCUGGACCCAACAUAUCUGGAGAGAAUCAUCUUGAUGCGACAGGGCCACAUCAGCCGCCUGCAGGAUCUGCUCUCCCCAAUGUACUCCUACUUAUGGACUCGCCCUGUUGUCCAUAGAUCACAGCUGGGCAUUGACUUGGAAAAGGUGGACGUGAUUGUCAAACGCUUGCUAGGACUUUUAGAAAGAUCUGGUUUGAGCCUAACUCAGGAUGUGGUGAACAGAGAACUGAAGAAGCUAUCAGAAGGCCUGGAAGAUACCAAGUAUAGCAGUAUGAUGAAGCUGCUCCGAAUGAUCCUCAGUGGACAGCUGCAAGGACCCCCUGUGGCUGAGAUGGUGGUGUCCUUGGGUCCAAAGGAAGUACAGGAGCGAAUCCAGAAGGUGCUUUCUAGCCAAGGAGAAGAUACAUAGAACCAUGAAGGUGGCUCUGAAGGCUACAUGGAAACUGCAUUCUGAGGAAAUCAGGAGGCUUGGGGCCCAUUUGGACCCUUUCAGGAUGAACAGUAAUAGAAGCAGACUCUGGACUACCCUCAUCAGCUGGCCUUCGGGGAAGCCUAGCCUGUUUCACCUCACUGACUCUGGAAAGGAUGCACUUGAACUUACGUCUUGAUUUUCUUUUAGUUUUCUUUUAAUUUAUUUUAUUGUUUGUUUCUCAAGACAGGGUUUCUCUGUGUAACAGUCCUGACUGUCCUGAAACUGAUUUUGUAAACCAGUCUAGCCUCACACUCAUUGAAAUCUGCCUGCCUUUGCAUCCCAAGUGCUGGGAUUAAAGGUGUGUGCCAACACCA
Messenger RNA from Mesocricetus auratus (golden hamster), 1992 nucleotides. RefSeq names its product glutamyl-tRNA synthetase 2, mitochondrial (gene Ears2). The record is from RefSeq and is a predicted model, not a curated record. The transcript has 9 exons. Gene Ontology annotation, molecular function: tRNA binding; ATP binding; glutamate-tRNA ligase activity. The coding region runs from base 29 to 1615 and encodes 528 amino acids. Gene Ontology annotation, biological process: glutamyl-tRNA aminoacylation. Lineage: Eukaryota; Metazoa; Chordata; Mammalia; Rodentia; Cricetidae.